Molecule: messenger RNA, 1158 nt
Organism: Lactuca sativa (garden lettuce)
Lineage: Eukaryota; Viridiplantae; Streptophyta; Magnoliopsida; Asterales; Asteraceae
Product: tRNA (guanine-N-7) methyltransferase
Biological process (GO): tRNA methylation; RNA (guanine-N7)-methylation
Cellular component (GO): tRNA methyltransferase complex
Molecular function (GO): tRNA (guanine(46)-N7)-methyltransferase activity
Source: RefSeq, a predicted model, not a curated record
UAGGGGUAGAAAUGUGUAAUUCACCAUCUAAGAAGCCCUUUAGAUGGAACGGUCAAUUUUGUGAUUUUGCCCUAAUUCCCAAUUUCAGCCUUAAUUCUUCAUCCUUCGUCUACCGAAGAUAUUGAAGACUUGAAGAAGCAGCAACGCAGGAAACAGUUCAUCCGCCAAUUAUACGAGGCCAAAAACACCAGAUUAAAAACAUAAUUUGAAUCAAAUUUUCUAACAUGAAGUUGGAGGAGUCAAACCCCUGCAUCAGCAAGUCAACUCGGUUACCAAGAAAACGGUUUUACAGAGCUCGCGCUCACAGCAACCCACUAAGCGAUUCCCAUUUCCCAGUUCCAAUCUCCCCUCACCAUGUAGACUACUCCCUCCACUUCCCUCAAUUCUUCCCAUCUCCCAAUUCCGAUUCCGAUUCUGAUUCCAGAAAGAUCGAAUUCGCCGACAUCGGAUGCGGAUUCGGCGGCCUUUUAAUCAGCCUCGCAACUCUCUUUCCCAACACCCUCAUGAUCGGAAUGGAAUUGCGAGACAAAGUAACGGAAUACGUGAAAGAACGGAUUCUAGCUCUUCGAAUCUCAAACCCUAAUCAAUACCAAAACGUCUCUGUAGUCCGAACCAAUUCCAUGAAAUACAUCCCGAAUUACUUCUCAAAAUCACAGCUUUCAAAGAUGUUUUUCCUGUUCCCGGAUCCUCAUUUCAAAGAAAAGAAUCAUCGAAGGCGUGUUAUAAGCCCUUUUUUGUUGGAUGAAUAUGCUUAUGUGAUUAAAGAAGGUGGGAUUAUAUACACCAUUACAGAUGUUGAAGAACUUGGAGAGUGGAUGAAAUCUUGUUUGGAGAAUCAUCCGUUGUUUGAAGGACUUACAGAUGAAGAACUUGAAGCGGAUCCUGUUGUGAAGCUUUUGAAAUGUGCAACGGAGGAAGGACAGAAAGUUGAGAGAAAUGGAGGGCAGACUUUUACAGCGGUUUUUAGGCGUAUUGCGAUGAAGUAGGUUUGGUUUUUUAUAUUUGUUUUCAUGUCGAAUUCCUUUUUUUUUAUUUUUAUGUUUUUUCUUGAUUUUGAUAAAUUGUUAGCAAAUUUAGUUACAAGUAUUUUGAACUUUAGGUCAUGCUAGUAUGAUACACUUUCAUCCUCUUUGGUAGUUGUAAUUUAAUGUUUUCUUA